GCUUGCCGCAAGAUGGGUUCGUCGCGCCGGCUGCUUUGCUUGGGUCUCCUGAUGGUCCUCGCUGCGAGGCUCUCGCAGGGCUUUCUCUUCUUUCCGCGCCAGGGAUCGUUUGGGUUGCUGGCUGCUGUGGCCAUACCCUUGGACUUGUCGCCCAAAAACGUGUACAUGGCCUUCAACUUUGAGUCGAACUAUGCGCUGCCCUCGAACGACUCCUACAACCAGUGGAUCGAUAGGUGGGAUCUGGACGAUCACUUCCUCGGGGUGCCCGGGAAUGUGACACCGAUCAAUGCCCGGGAUGGAGGCGCCUCCGACAACGAUGACAACGAGGUGAGACGCCGCUCGAUGCGAUCCCCGCCGCCGUUCAGGCGCCACGACUUCUAUCGGAGCAUUAUCAACUACCUGACCCACUACGGGUACAAUGGCUCCUCCUGCCUGCUGCGAGCCAUUUGCGAGGUCAACGAAUCGCCUCUGGAUGCCCACAAUGGGGUGCUGGGCAGCCUAUUCCAGAUUCUAUUCAUGCCGACGACGAGUGCCGCAGAGCGGCAACUGCAGCACGUGGACGAGCUCUAUGAGGCCUCCGAUGCGGGCACGCGCGGCCUGGGCUGCUCCAAAUACGUGUCCCACUGUGGCCACAGUUUGCUCGACCUGAUAAGCACUGUGGUGUUGUGAAUAAUGAAUAAUAACAAACUAAAAAGUCUACGUGUGAAGCUAAAGCCAGCCCAUACGAUGUAGAACGAACUUUAUUCCAGCUUAAAGAUGUGAAGAGUAAUCAAUAAAGUUCCUUAAAAUGUGAA
Messenger RNA from Drosophila pseudoobscura, 794 nucleotides. RefSeq lists its product as uncharacterized. Bases 13 to 669 code for a protein of 218 amino acids. The record is from RefSeq and is a predicted model, not a curated record. Lineage: Eukaryota; Metazoa; Arthropoda; Insecta; Diptera; Drosophilidae. The transcript is spliced from 4 exons.